Molecule: messenger RNA, 1320 nt
Organism: Aplosporella prunicola CBS 121167
Lineage: Eukaryota; Fungi; Ascomycota; Dothideomycetes; Botryosphaeriales; Aplosporellaceae
Exons: 3
Coding region: 125-1168 (347 amino acids)
Source: RefSeq, a predicted model, not a curated record
UGCGGGGCCAUGUCUAGAAUCUGGAUGACGAGAUCUACGAGCAGAGGACAACAAGUCUCUAUUUAUCCUCAGUUCUCCCAUCUCUCUCUCUCUCUCUAUCUAUCUACACCCCAUUCCAGUCAUCAUGCCUCUUGUCGCCCAGAGCCCCAAGCCCCGUGUCAUCCUCGGGUUAAUGACCUUCGGCCCGGACCCGUCCACCGGCGCCCGCAUCACCUCCCUGGAUGACUACAAGAAAUGCCUUGACCACCUCCAAUCGCGGGGCUACAACGAGGUCGACACGGCGCGCCUCUACAUCGGCGGCCAGCAGGAAGCUUUCACCGCGGCCGCCCAAUGGAAAGAGCGUGGCCUGACGCUCGCAACUAAGUGCUACCCCAGAGAGCCUGGGCAGCACACGCCGGCGAGGCUGACGGAGUCACUGGAAACGAGCCUGGCGGAGCUGAAGACCGACUGUGUGGACAUAUUUUAUCUGCACGCGGCCGACCGCUCCGUGCCGUUCGCCGAGACGCUCGAGGCCGUCAACAAGCUGCACAAGGCGGGUAAGUUUGUGCGGCUCGGCCUGUCCAACUUCACGGCCUUCGAGGUGGCCGAGGUCGUCAUGACGUGCAAGGCCAACGGCUGGGUUCGCCCCACCAUCUACCAGGGCAUGUACAACGCCGUCACGCGCGGCAUCGAGACGGAGCUGAUCCACGCCUGCCGCCGCUACGGCCUCGACAUCGUCGUCUACAAUCCGCUUGCCGGCGGCAUCUUCAGCGGCAAGUACUCGGGUGCUGCGGGCGAUGUUCCCGCCGAGGGCCGCUACAGCGACGCGGUUGGCACUAUGGGCCAGAUGUACCGCGCGCGCUACUUCAAAGAUGCUACGUGGGAGGCGCUGCGCCUCAUCGAGCCCGUCGCCAAGAAGCAUAACCUCACAUUGCUGGAGACUGCGCUGCGUUGGUGCGUCCACCACAGCCAGCUCAAGGUCCUGGACGGCAACGACGGCAUCAUCAUCGGCGUUAGCAGCCUCUCCCAGCUCGAGAGCAACCUGACGGAUCUGGAGAAGGGUCCUUUGCCCGAGGAGGUGGUGAAGGCGCUGGACGACGCGUGGUUGAUCACGAAGCCGACAGCGCCGAACUACUGGCACCUGGACCUGAAGUAUACGUAUGAUACGAGGAAGGCACUGUUUGGUUAAGGCAUAAUGCCGGUAAAGUUUUCAACUGCAAAACCGCUCUAGACUUGUACAGUUAGAAACAUGUCCGAUGUACAUCACGCACAUACGUAAAUGCAUACACGCAGACGAAAUCCAAGAAAUGGAUAUAUCACACAAAAUCCAUGCAUUCAAAG